AUGCCUACGAAUGGAAAUUUGAGAAUAAUUUGGUUCCUCUGUAUUGUCUUCCUAUUGUCAUUCAACUACUGGAAGUCGGUAGAAGCUUGUCCUCAUGGAUUUUACGGCACGGGAUGUUUCCUUUGGUGUAGCGGAAACUGUUGGAACAACGCCACCUGUAAUUCUACAACCGGCUUAUGCGACAAAGGAUGUACCCAAGGUUACACGGGACCGAUGUGCACGGGAAAAACUCCUGAAUCUUUUGCACUUAGCGCCGCUGAGCUCGUAUUUCUUAUUUCCGGUGUGGUGGUGGUUGCGAUUGUCAUCUUUGUUCCGACAACCCUGUACCUACGAUCUAAAUACAUUGGUCAGCAUGGAGGAAAAUUAGUAAGAAAAAAAUUCCUGAGAAGACCUACCCUAAAUAUAAGGGGUUCUAUAUUUUUGCCUUCUGACACGGAGAAUAUGAUGAGAAAUUCACGUCAGACGAUGUCCGCCAUAAACAACCAGGUUCAUAUAGUUACAAAGGAGGUGGAGGUCAAUGGAUUGGCGGAUCUACUGAGGUACGAUAAGAUAAAUGGGUACGAGGAACUGGUGGCGGAAUUCCAGACAAUUCCUGUUGGAGAACAGUGUCACAUACCAUGCACAGUCGCCAAACUUUAUAGAAACAUGUCCAAAAACAGAAGUAAUGUCACAAUAGCGUAUGAUCAUUCAAGAGUGAAGUUGGAAAAGAAGAAGUCGGACUACAUAAACGCAAAUUACAUUUCGGCAGAGGAUGAAUACAAAUGCAUAGCCUCGCAAGGUCCUGUUGAAGACACUGUGAUGGAUCACUGGACAAUGAUAUGGCAGGAGCGGAUCUCUGUUGUUGUUAUGCUGACAAACCUCACAGAAGACAGCAAAGAGAAGUGCUAUAGGUAUUGGCCCAGUAAACGUAAGACUAUUGCUGUGGGGCCACUAUCGAUAGGAGUCAUGCAGGAAAAGGUCUAUGCAUUUUAUACCUUAAGGAAGAUAAAGCUUGUUCAUAAGGAGACAAAAUCCAGUAGAUUGCUCUUUCAUUUUCAAUUCACUAAAUGGACAGACAGUGAGGUUCCGUAUCCCUCAGAGCUGGUUCAGUUUUACAGAAGUGUAAAGCGUUGUCAUGAUGCUCAAUCUAAGUCAACUUUACUUGUCCACUGCAGUGAAGGGGCCGGCAGGACGGGUACCUUUAUAGCUCUGGACAAACUGCAUAGAUCCGGUCUGAGAGAAGGGGUGGUCAAUGUAGCUAAAUGUCUCACUGAAAUGUGUAACCAGCGGAUGAAUAUGGUUGAAAACAUGGAACAGUAUGUAUUACUUUACCACACACUGAAAGAAUCAUUUCAUCGAAAUGUUAACCUUCUGAGAAAGGAAGAUGUGUCACAGAUACUGCAAGGGGAGAAAGGAAAACAAGAAAAGGAAAAUAUCUUUAGAAAAGAAUUCUGUGAGUGUAUGUCGGUGAGACCUAUUUAUGACGAAAGCAUCAAGGCUAAAGGACAUAUGAACAUUAAUCUUAAUCUGAUGCCAAACGUCUUACCGGUGGACGAGUUUCGAGUGCGCCUGUCAUCAGAUGAGUUCAACAGAAAUGAUUAUUACAAUGCUGUUUUCUUUGCGACAAUAACAGAAUACAAUAGCCUGAUAGCUGCUCAGUAUCCUGGGGAGAACACAGCUGUAGACCUGAUACGUCUGUUAGUAGAGCAGAAGUCAGCAGUGGUGGUCACUGUACACCCAUUCAUUGAGUUACGCUCGGUUGUACUGUGGUAUCCUGUGGAAUCUUCCGUCCUAACGCCUUAUAAAAUCCAAAGAGAGGCAACUGACCACGUCACAAACGAAAUUCAAAAGACUACACUUCUGAUAGAAAAUUCGAUAAAUGCUGAAGUGCACCGAGUCCAUGUAUACGAGAUUAUGUCGUGGAGCACCAAAAACAUCUUACCACAUGAUACCAAACUGUUAAUAACAGUCAUCACUGAGGCGUGUAACAGACGGGAGCAGGAGGGAGGGGGACCCAUUACGGUCAUGUCAUAUGACGGUGCGUCAGGUUGUGGGGUAUUUAUAGCUGUCUAUAACGCUAUGGAGCAGCUGAAAGUAGACGGAGUGGUGGAUAUGUUCAGUAUUGUACACGACAUCCACAUCAGGCGACCUGAGAUGAUGACCACAAUGGAUGAAUACGAGUUCUGUUACCGCGCCAUCGCUGAAUUGUAGAAGAUACCGAGAGAUCUUAGAAGUUCUCAACUUGUGCACUUUCGACAGUUUCAU
This is a messenger RNA of Saccostrea echinata, 2244 nucleotides long. RefSeq names its product receptor-type tyrosine-protein phosphatase S-like. The transcript is spliced from 20 exons. The record is from RefSeq and is a predicted model, not a curated record. NCBI's taxonomy places the organism in Eukaryota, Metazoa, Mollusca, Bivalvia, Ostreida, Ostreidae. The coding region runs from base 1 to 2190 and encodes 729 amino acids. Gene Ontology annotation, biological process: protein dephosphorylation. Gene Ontology annotation, molecular function: protein tyrosine phosphatase activity.